This is a messenger RNA of Hevea brasiliensis (rubber tree), 1485 nucleotides long. Its product is annotated as cytochrome P450 714C2-like. Lineage: Eukaryota; Viridiplantae; Streptophyta; Magnoliopsida; Malpighiales; Euphorbiaceae. Gene Ontology annotation, molecular function: heme binding; iron ion binding; oxidoreductase activity, acting on paired donors, with incorporation or reduction of molecular oxygen. The record is from RefSeq and is a predicted model, not a curated record.
AUGAAUCAUACAUACUUGCCUAUUUGGUUUGGUGCUUUAGUUCUGCUAUGGAGUUUUCUUGUUUAUUUGUAUUAUGUUUUGUGGUGGAAGCAUGAGAGCUAUAAAAUAAAGCUUAUUAGAAAGCAAGGGAUCACAGGUCCUCCGCCUUCAUUGCUAUUGGGAAACUUACCAGAAAUGGAGAGAAUGAUGUCUCAAAAUCCUGAAACUCCAAAAAUAGAUGGUUCCUUGACUGUCUUACCAUAUUUCAAGCAUUGGACCAACAUCUAUGGUAAGUUAUUCAAGUUUGCAGUUGGAGUACAAUUGUUAUACGUGAAUAAUCGCAUUGUGAAGGAAAUUAAUAGCUUCACAUCAUUGGAGCUUGGAAAACCUGCUUACCUACGAAAUGAAAGAGGAGCUUUACUUGGUAAAGGCCUUAAUGUCACCAAUGGUGCAGUUUGGUAUCAUCAGAGAAAGACCGUUGCUCCCCCGCUCUACAUGCACAAGGUUAAGGAAAUGGUGAAUCUGAUGGUGGAGUCUAGUAGCAUACUUGUUAAAUCAUGGGAGAAGAUAAUUGAUGCAAAUGGUGAGGGUGGAAUUGUUGAUAUAGUGGUGGAUGAGCAUGUGAAAAAUUUUACUUCUCAUAUAGCCUCAAAAAUAAUAUUUGGAUCUGAUCAUCAUAAAGGAAUAAAAAUAUUUCCCAAAUGUGAAGCCCUUCUCAAGGCUAUUGGUACAACCACAACUCUUGGUAUUCCAUUUUUAAGAUUUCUUCCCAUAGAAAGGAACAGAAAAUCAUGGGGAUUAGCAAAAGAGAUCCGUGGGAUCAUUAUGGAGAUAGCUAAGGAGAGAACUGGAUCUAUAUCUCAUCAGGACUUAUUACAAGCUAUCAUUGAAGGUUCCAAGAAUGGUGAGCUUGGGACGUUAACAGAAGAUGAGUUCAUAGCUGACAAUUGCAAAAAUAUGUUCCUUGGUGGAUACCUACCCCCUGCUCUUGCUGCAGUUUGGGGUUUAAUGUUGCUAGCUUCACAUCCUGAGUGGCAAGAUCAUGCACGGUCUGAUGUUUUAGAUGUUUGUGAGGGACAAGUACAGCUCCUAGAUUUCAAUAUUCUCAGCAAGAUGAAAGUGGGUGACAUUGGCGACAAGGAGGAAAUGCAAGAUGUGAAGCUUGGUGAUUUGCAGGUUCCAAAAGGUAUGGGCAUUUGGAUUUGGCUGCUAUCAUUGCACCGUGAUCCAGAGCUUUGGGGACCUGAUGCAGACACAUUUAAUCCUGAGAGGUUCAUAAAUGGAGUUACAGGAGCUUGCAAGUCUUCACAAGCCUAUAUACCUUUUGGAUUGGGAGCUCGAGUGUGUCCUGGGCAGAAUUUGGCUGUGAUAGAAUUGAAGGUGUUCUUUGCUGUCAUACUCUCCAAUUUCAAAUUUACAAUCUCUCCCGACUAUCAACACUCGCCUACUUACGGUCUCCUUUUGGAGCCCGAGCAUGGUGUGAAUCUCCUUAUUCAAAAGAUAUGA